CCUCGUUCCGAGGCACCGAGGCCCGGAGGAUGUGAGCAUUACGGAGUCAUGCUAAUCGGCGAGGAGCCAGGAGGCGGCGUCCGAAGCACCGUUGCAGGAGCCGCUCUGAGAAGAGAUGGCCGAGGAGCCUACGGCCGCGCCCUUCGACGGCACCAUGCUCAAGUUCCUCACCCACAAGCUCAGGAGCCACUCGCUGAACGAGGACCCCAACCAGGAAAAGGUGGAUGAUGAUCAUGAUUCCGGUACCGAAUCAGAUGACGAAUUUAAAAAUAGUGGUGACAUCACCGAUGAACUCUCCACUGCAAUGGACAGUCUGGAGGAAGCGGCCGCCCGGGACAGCGCGGUACCGUCGGACGCGGACCUCGGGGUGUCGCCACCUACGUCGACGACGAUCUACGGGUUGAGGCACCAGGCGGCGAGCAGCAGCAGCGGUUGCAGCAGCACGGAGACACCUCCGAUCGAGCAGUCGUACGACUUCCUGUUGAGGCUCGCCCAGACCGACCAGCACAGCUCCGAGGAGGAGCUCGAGGUGAUAAACGGGCCGAGAUUCGCGGAAGCCGCGGCUACCGUCGCCCAGGCGCCCGUACCCUCGAGGCCCAGCGCUGCCCCGGAGAAGCGCAAAUGGUCCGAGGCGAACAGCGGCUGUGGACAGCAGCAGCUACAGACUCAGCAGCAAAGGCCCGACGACGGAGAGGCCGCCGGCACCGUAUAUUCGGCGCCGGUUAGUCGAACCGGACGGGAGGCUGGUUCCGGGUCCAGCGACGAGGAGGUCCAGGGCCUGUGCUACAGCCGGGCGAUCUCCCAGCCGGUGCAGUUCCGUAGCUCGCCACCGACGGACGCCCAUAAGCCGGUGCGAUCGCUCUCGCCGCCCCCGAAGCUCUUUCACGCCUCGGCUCACGCACACCACCACAGGCCCCGUUCGCGGCCAAGGCCCCACGCGAGCCUCGAUCACCACCACCAUCACCACCAUCAUCACCACCACCACCAUCACCAUCAUCAUCAUAGUCACAACCACAGCCACAAACAUAAUCUAGAUGAGCAGGAGCAGCAGGAGCAGCAGCAGCAGCAGCAGCAGCAGCAGCAGCAGCAGCAGCAGCAGCAGCAACAACAACAACAACAACACAAGCAACACCACCAUCAUCUACAUCAGCAGCAGCAGCAACAACAACAACAACAACAACAACAACAUGAACAGGACAUGGCGGAUCUUGACGUGAUCGGGGCUUGCAGUCCCAGAAAGAGACACAGGCCGCCCCACAGAUUGCCCAGGCCCUGUCUUGACUUUGAAAAGAUGCAGCAGAUGAAGACGCAAGCGGUGACAACGUGGAGGCACACGAGCGAACACGGGAAGGAGCUAUCGGUGUUUUGCUGGUGAGAAUGGUGAACCGUGGAUCUCGAUGAGGAUCCGCGGUAACGCGUACCAAGGCGCGACGAAUCAAAUUGGCCCAAUCGCCAUCAUCCCGCCAUCAUCCCCCCUUAGCCCAGACUUCGUCGU
Messenger RNA from Ceratosolen solmsi marchali, 1495 nucleotides. Its product is annotated as hormone receptor 4-like. The record is from RefSeq and is a predicted model, not a curated record. The coding region runs from base 116 to 1375 and encodes 419 amino acids. Lineage: Eukaryota; Metazoa; Arthropoda; Insecta; Hymenoptera; Agaonidae. The transcript is spliced from 6 exons.